Astyanax mexicanus (Mexican tetra) is the source of this 2243-nucleotide messenger RNA. It is a transcript of the gene chrnb4, whose product is annotated as cholinergic receptor, nicotinic, beta 4 (neuronal). Gene Ontology annotation, molecular function: acetylcholine-gated monoatomic cation-selective channel activity; transmembrane signaling receptor activity. The transcript is spliced from 6 exons. Gene Ontology annotation, biological process: chemical synaptic transmission; monoatomic ion transmembrane transport; regulation of membrane potential. Gene Ontology annotation, cellular component: neuron projection; postsynaptic membrane; synapse. The record is from RefSeq and is a predicted model, not a curated record. The coding region runs from base 484 to 2061 and encodes 525 amino acids. NCBI's taxonomy places the organism in Eukaryota, Metazoa, Chordata, Actinopteri, Characiformes, Acestrorhamphidae.
CACAGCUGCUGCUGCUCCACCACACACACCUCAACACACCACACACACUUCCUCACACACACCUCAAUACACACACCUCAACACACACACACUUCCUUUCACAAACUUCCUCACACACACCUCAAUACACUACAUACACUUCCUCACACACACCUCAACACACACACUUCCUCACACACACCUCAACACACAUACACACUUCCUCACACACACCUCAGCACACAUCAACACAUCACAAUCACUUCCUCAACACUCCACACAAACACUUCCUUACACACACCUCAACACACCACACACAUUUCUACAUACACACCUCAAUACACCACACAAACCUCCUGACACACACCUCAUUAGACCACACACACUUCCUCACACACACCUUAAUCAGCAACACACACACACACACACACACACACACUCCGUCACAAACACUCUCCCUCUGGAACACACUGCGCUCAGCGGGAUGGGAGGCAGCGAGCGAGGAUGAACCGGACUCUGACCCUCCUGUACGCCGUCAGCCUCGUUCAGAGUUGCGUCUGCGCAGACUCUGAGGAGCGGCUGAUGAACUGGCUGCUGGGUAAAAACCGUUAUAAUAAACUGAUCCGACCGGCGCUGAACAGAACCGAGAGAGUGACGGUGAAGCUGCAGGUCUCUCUGGCACAACUCAUCAGUGUGAAUGAGAGAGAGCAAAUUAUGACCACCAACGUUUGGCUCACACAGAACUGGAAUGAUUACAGACUUUCGUGGGAUCCGUCAGAGUAUGAGGGAAUCGACAAGCUCCGAAUUCCUUCCAGACACAUCUGGCUGCCCGACAUUGUCUUAUAUAAUAAUGCUGAUGGAACCUACGAGGUGACGGUCUUCACUAACGCUAUUGUCCUGUUUAACGGCAGCAUCGCCUGGCUUCCUCCUGCCAUCUACAAGAGUGCCUGCAAAAUCGAGGUCAAGCAUUUCCCCUUCGACCAGCAGAACUGCACACUAAAGUUCCGCUCCUGGACCUACGACCACACCGAGAUCGACCUGGUCUUAAAGUCUGAGGUUGCCAGCAUGGACGACUUCACCCCCAGCGGAGAGUGGGACAUCCUGGCUCUUCCGGGGAGAAGAACGGUCAACCCUCAGGAUCCGACGUACGUGGAUCUGACCUAUGACUUCAUCAUCAAGCGAAAGCCGCUUUUCUACACUAUCAAUCUGAUCAUUCCCUGCGUUCUCAUCACCUCGCUGGCCAUCCUGGUGUUUUACCUGCCGUCAGACUGCGGUGAGAAGAUGACCCUGUGUAUCUCUGUGCUCCUGGCCCUCACCGUGUUUCUCUUACUGAUCUCUAAAAUCGUCCCGCCUACAUCCCUGGACGUCCCACUAAUCGGGAAGUAUCUGAUGUUCACCAUGGUUUUAGUGACGUUCUCCAUCAUCACGAGUGUGUGCGUACUAAACGUCCACCAUCGUUCCCCGAGCACACACACCAUGCCCAGCUGGGUGAAGCUGGUGUUCCUGGACAAGCUCCCCAUGCUGUUGUUCAUGCGAAGACCCCGCAGAACCUCGGCGCGGCAACGGUUACGGCAGCAGAGGUGUCACCAGGACCGCCGGGCCCUGCUCGGCCUGGGAUAUGGAGCUCCGCGAAGCUCCGCCCUCUCCUCCUCUGCCUCCGUAUUACUGGCCACCUCCUCAGCCUCCGCCCUCUCCUCACCGGGACACUUUUACAGCAAAGCUCCACCUUUCAGCUUCAGCCGGAGCUCCAGGAAGGGAGACUUGCGACCCACCGAGUUCCUGCCCAACAGCCACGCCUCCACUCAGGACCUGCGGGGGGGUUCAGACUGGGGGGCUGAUGUUCAGGAGGCAGUGGAUGGGGUUCGCUAUGUGGCCGAUCACAUGAUGGGAAAUGACGAUGAUCAGAGUGUGAUCGAGGACUGGAAGUACGUGGCGAUGGUGGUGGACCGGCUGUUCCUGUGGAUCUUCGUGAUCGUUUGUGUGGUCGGGACACUGGGACUCUUCCUCCAGCCGCUGUUCCAGAACCAGAUCGUUCCGGUGCAGCAGCCAAACGCUGAGUCCUCCAGGAGAGACGGGAUGUGAGGAAUCAACGACCCAACGACUACAGCAAUACCAGCUUCAGAUACACACAUUAAUCUUCAUUACCACAAAGACUGUUCACCUCCACCAUACUGUUAAUAAAACCUCUUAUUAAUAAAACCUCUUUCACUCUUAAAUCUGAGACAAAAUCAUUGCUAUUAAACCUUUACAUUAAAUUAUUGGUU